GUGUCUAUAUGCCUGUGUGCGUGUGUCUGUCUGUUAUGUAUGUAUGCAUGGGAGGGUCGAACAUGCGCACGGCACCACGUUUUCAGUGUGUAUUUUUACGGUCAGAGCUGUAGCUGACGAAAAUGUCUCGAGAUGCUAAAGUUGAGCUGAAAAAACAAGUGACUUUACUGCAAGGGGUAGGUAUAAUCGUGGGUAUUAUAAUAGGAUCGGGAAUAUUUGUAUCUCCCGUAGGCAUUUUACAAAAUGUGAGAUCAGUUGGUCUUAGUCUAUUAAUGUGGGCAAUAUGCGGCUUGUACAACAUGCUUUGUGCCCUGUGUUACGCAGAGUUAGGGGCUUCGAUACCUGAAUCCGGGGGCGAAUAUGUCUAUAUUAAAAGAGCCUUCGGAGAUUUUGCAGGAUUCGUAUGUCUUUGGAUAAAUUUUCUGCUAGUAUGUCCCGUUGGUAUUGCUGCUGCUUCUCUAAUAUUUACAACGUAUUUGCUGAAACCAAUUUUCUCCGAAUGUGACAUACCUGAGAGCGGACUCCGCUUAAUAUCAGCAUUAAUUGUCAUGCUCCUUAUUAUGCUGAACUGCAUAAAUGUGAAAUUAGUUACAAGGUUGCAACUUAUCAUCACAUUCAGCAAGAUCAUAGCUCUGUUAAUCAUAAUCUUCAUUGGAUUUUAUUGGAUUGGCACUGGUAAAAAUGAAAGCUUUAAAAACACAUUUACUGGAACAGACUAUCGAAUUGGUCCAAUUGCAUUAUCAUUUUAUUCUGGUUUUUGGGCUUAUAGUGGUUGGUAAGUAUUAGAUUUCUAUUCAAGUGACCUAAUUGAAGUUCAUAGAAACCUCCCAUUGGCAAUCUUCAUCUCAAUGAGUCUUGUAAUUACUGUCUAUCUCAUUGCAAAUAUUGCUUAUCUUGGAGUUUUGUCACCUUUUGAAAUGCUCAAGUCUACUGCUGUAGCUGUGACAUUUGCUGAACAAACACUUGGACCUGCUUCUUGGAUAAUGCCAAUUCUAAUAGCUAUAUCUGUUAUUGGAAUGAUAAAUGGAACUUCGUUGUCAAUGUCAAGGUUAUUCUUUGUGGGAGCCCAGAAUAACCACAUGCCAAAAAUCAUUUCCAUGAUUACAAGGAAAAAUCUAACACCAGCACCUUCCCUUCUUAUAAUUCUUAUUUUAUCUUUGUCAUAUCAACAAUCUGGUGACAUUUUCUUCCUAAUUGAAAUGGAAGGCUUUGGUUUUGCAACAGUGCUUGUUAUGGUAUUUGCUGGCCAAGUAUAUCUUAGAAGAAAAGAACCCAAACUUCCUCGUCCAAUUAAGGUGCCUGUAGCCUUACCCAUAAUUUUGUUCUUUGUGAGUUUGAUAAUUGUGGCAUUAACAUUUUAUGAAAAACCACACGAGAGCCUUUUCGCCGCUGGAAUCGUUGCUGUUGGUUGCAUCAUAUAUUUAUUCUGUGUGAGAUGGAAGAAUAAACCAUUGAUAAUCAGGACUUCAUUAUAUAAAAUCACAUGUGUUUUGCAGAAGACACUAGAUGUAGUUGAGGUUGAUGUUGAUGAGGAAUUGAAUUGGGAUUAAAAAUGUGAAAGUACUUUCAGAAUUGAAAGACCUCAAUGCACCAGCUCAGAAAAUAAGAAAACACUUUCUAACUGUUAUCUUUGGAUUCUGUAUAGGUUCUAUCUCUAGUCAUUCAGUGGUUACCACAUAUAACUCUAUAUAUAUAUAAGGUUAUGUAGGGUAUUAGUUUCGACCAAACCCAAAGAUACAGGUAAUACCAAGUAAGUGCUGUAUACCAACUAGUUUUGCCUCUGUCGUGGUUGCAACAUGAGUGGGGAAUAUAACAUGGGUCGUGUAUUAGCGUGUGUAUGUAUAAAGAGAGAAGAGAAUAAAGAGAACAAUGGCAAAGUUAGAAAUAAAUUUUAUGGAUAAAGUCUUACAGCUGUUUCAGGGAAAAUCC
Molecule: messenger RNA, 1929 nt
Organism: Octopus bimaculoides (California two-spot octopus)
Lineage: Eukaryota; Metazoa; Mollusca; Cephalopoda; Octopoda; Octopodidae
Product: large neutral amino acids transporter small subunit 1-like
Biological process (GO): amino acid transmembrane transport
Cellular component (GO): membrane
Molecular function (GO): L-amino acid transmembrane transporter activity
Source: RefSeq, a predicted model, not a curated record